AAAAAAAGAUGGAAUUGAGAUGAUAUAUAUGUAUGGGGGUGGAGAAAUAAUUGGGAGUUGGGAGAUCGAAGCGCUAUUUCCACGUUUGCCCUAGGCGCUGUUUACGCUAGAUACGCAUCUGGUCGUCACUCAUUUUCGAUAUUUUGUUUCUGACAGAAAGAGCAGAAUAGGUAUCCUUGCCAAAGCCGGAAUGUUCGAAAGGAUAAAUAUAAAAGUCUUGGGGGUUUUACCGUAAAAUCGUCAUCUAGUCUUUAGAUCUCUAUCGAUCGAAGGACAUGUUCCUUGCCGAUACCGGCGGCGUUUUAACUAGCCAAUUUUGUAAAAACGGCUAUAUUAAUGUACAACAUAAUUCAUGGUUUCGUUUAAUACCUUUCCAUUUAAGAUAUUUAUCAUCAAAGGAUAAAGGAAAACUCGGUAAAGAAAAGGCGGCCGUCAAGGAUUGCAAAACUAUUGAAGAAAAAUAUAGCAAGAAAUCAAUAAUACAAACGUUUCGCGUAUACCGAUGGAAUCCAGAAAAACCAAAAAUAAAACCCCAUAUGCAACAAUACAGCGUGGAUUUAAAGGAUGCUGGUACCAUGAUAUUGGACGCUCUACAAGUUAUCAAAGCAGAUCUCGAUCCUACUCUAACUUUUCGAAGAUCCUGCCGUGAAGGAAUUUGUGGAAGUUGUUCGAUGAAUAUUAAUGGUGUUAAUAAUCUGGCUUGCAUCACGAAAAUACAACUUUCAUCGAAACCUAUUAUUAUUUACCCUUUACCACAUAACUAUGUAAUUCGAGAUCUAGUUGUCGACAUGACGCAUUUUCUCAAGCAAAUUCAUACAGCUGACCCUUAUUUAAAACGUCCCGGAGAAGACACCUUUCUUGGUUUAAGGCAAAUCUUACAGAGUCCAAGAGAUAGAGAAAAACUUAAUACAUUAUACGAGUGUAUCCUUUGUGGAUGUUGUUCAUACUCGUGUCCUCCAUAUUGGUGGUUAGGAGAUAAAUUUUUAGGACCAGCUGCUCUCUUACAGGCAUAUAGAUGGUUGGUUGAUUCACGAGAUUUUGCAUACAAAGAGAGGCUUAAUAAGCUAAGAGAUUUUUACUCGGUUUAUCGAUGUCACACCAUCUUUAAUUGUACUAAAACAUGUCCGAAGGCUUUAAAUCCAGGGAGAGCAGUAGCUCAAAUAAAACGACAUCUUGCUGGACUUACGACUAAAGAGGAAUCGGAUCUUACUACACCAGUACCAAAUCCUUGUCCUGGUGAAGAAGACAUUUACACUUGUAGAGAGGAAUGAUGAACAAUGCAAUAUCGAUGACCCUCGAAUAAAACAGUUCAUGUUGAAUUAUAUAUUUUUUGGAUAUAUGAUAUACCAACCAUACUCAAGUAAAAACAGACAUAAACGUAACGCAACAAAACAUAAAUUUAUUGUCACAUAUGCUCGUAUUCUAUUAUGUGAAACUUUGCUUAAAUUAUUUAU
Molecule: messenger RNA, 1454 nt
Organism: Vespula pensylvanica (western yellowjacket)
Lineage: Eukaryota; Metazoa; Arthropoda; Insecta; Hymenoptera; Vespidae
Product: succinate dehydrogenase [ubiquinone] iron-sulfur subunit-like
Exons: 6
Coding region: 276-1271 (331 amino acids)
Biological process (GO): aerobic respiration; respiratory electron transport chain; tricarboxylic acid cycle
Cellular component (GO): mitochondrial membrane
Molecular function (GO): 2 iron, 2 sulfur cluster binding; electron transfer activity
Source: RefSeq, a predicted model, not a curated record